Messenger RNA from Blastomyces dermatitidis ER-3, 1698 nucleotides. Its product is annotated as Ca2+:H+ antiporter. The record is from RefSeq and is a predicted model, not a curated record. Gene Ontology annotation, molecular function: calcium:proton antiporter activity. The transcript is spliced from 13 exons. Gene Ontology annotation, biological process: calcium ion transmembrane transport; intracellular calcium ion homeostasis. Bases 1 to 1698 code for a protein of 565 amino acids. NCBI's taxonomy places the organism in Eukaryota, Fungi, Ascomycota, Eurotiomycetes, Onygenales, Ajellomycetaceae. Gene Ontology annotation, cellular component: fungal-type vacuole membrane.
AUGCAUAUACACCGACGUCAAGCCAGGAAUCUGGCCUGGUAUGAUGAUGAUGGAGAAGCAACGUCCUACCACAACCCUUUCAAAAAAUUCCGAUACCGCUCUAUGCGCUCAACUGAAUCUCGUGCAGAAGAUGGGUUACCACGUGCACAGACAGAAAGCAAUACUGUAUCGAGAUCUGAGAGGGACCGGCGAGAAGAGAUGGGUAGCAUCUUCUCUGCACCCCGCCAUGCACAUACCAACCCUCCAGCAUCAAGAAAAUCUGUUGGUGACGUUAUUGAAAUGACACGAGCAGGAUCUAUGACUAAUGCUGCACCUCUGACGACGUCGAAAGAAGAACAACAGCAUGAAUUUCUAGGAACGGGGGCUUCUAAUAAACGGAGAUUCUUCAAAAGCGGCGGAAACCAUGCCUCGGCUAGUAUGAUACCACAAGAGCCUGAGGAUUCUGGAAAAGAUAAACAAGCAUUUACGGCUGUCGAACAAUUAAAGGCCACCCUGCUAAAUUCUUGGAUUAACGUCUUGCUUGUCAUGGUCCCCGUCGGGAUCGCGAUUCACCAUGCGCAUAUUGACCCCAUUGCAAUCUUUGUUAUCAAUUUCAUUGCCAUUAUCCCUCUUGCCGCGAUGCUAAGUUAUGCUACGGAGGAAAUUGCUCUCAGGACGGGGGAAACUGUGGGCGGUUUGCUCAACGCAACAUUCGGGAAUGCUGUGGAACUCAUUGUGUCGCUCCUGGCCUUGUUUAAACGUGAAAUCGUCAUCGUGCAAACGUCCCUUAUCGGCAGUAUAUUAUCAAACCUGCUACUGGUUUUGGGAAUGGCCUUUUUCCUUGGAGGUAUAAAUCGACUUGAACAAAAUUUCAACGUCACUGUGGCGCAGACAGCGUCCAGUCUGCUCACCUUGGCCGUCGGAAGUCUUAUAAUCCCGACAGCGUUUCACGCAUGGUCAAACGCUGGUGAAGCCGGAAUUGCACCUCUUUCGCGAGGAACGAGCGUGAUUCUACUUGUCGUGUAUGCAUGCUAUCUCUUUUUUCAACUUAAAUCUCACAUGGAAAUGUACAAUAAGCCGAGUGAGAAAGUCGAGAAAAGACGUGGGCGAGUCGGAACUGGUGACGCUACCAUAGGCAUUGCACAGAUUGGGGCAGGCAUCUCUGCCACAAUGUUCGGAGAUAACGCUCAACGCGUUUCCAUGGUCAUCCCAGAUGACAAGGAAGAACCGCAACUAACUAUCUGGGUUGCCUUAUUUACACUUGCUGCAUCGACAGCAUUGGUGGCCCUCUGUGCCGAGGCCAUGGUCGGCUCAAUCGAUGCAAUUACCACUCGUGGUCACAUCUCAGAAACGUUCGUGGGAUUAAUUCUCAUUCCAAUUGUUGGCAACGCAGCUGAACAUGCUACGGCCAUCACCGUUGCGAUUAAGGAUAAAAUGGAUCUCUCCAUUGGGGUUGCUGUUGGGUCAAGCAUGCAAAUUGCUCUUUUGGUGGUUCCCCUCAUCGUAGUUAUUGGGUGGAUUGCUGGCAUCGAUGAGAUGACAUUAUACUUUGAUGGGUUUCAAAUUGCAGUACUGUUCGUUUCCGUGCUGCUAGUAAACUACUUAAUCCAAGAUGGCAAGUCAAAUUGGCUAGAAGGUGUGUUGUUGAUGAUUCUCUUCCUCAUUAUCUCGGUCGCGGCUUGGUUUUACCCGGCAAAAUCUGAGCCCAACGCUCCUUAG